AUGCGGCAGGACGGAUCCAUGCAGAUGGCUGCGCCGCAGAAAGAAAACGCCGAUCAGAACUUUGACUACAUGUUCAAACUGCUGAUCAUCGGAAACAGCAGCGUGGGCAAAACGUCGUUCCUCUUCCGCUACGCUGACGACUCGUUCACGUCAGCAUUCGUCAGCACGGUCGGCAUCGAUUUCAAAGUCAAGACGGUGUAUAAAAAUGACAAGAGAAUCAAGCUGCAGAUCUGGGAUACAGCAGGACAAGAGCGCUACAGGACCAUCACGACCGCCUAUUACCGUGGAGCCAUGGGCUUCAUCCUCAUGUAUGACAUUACCAAUGAGGAGUCGUUCGGAGCAGUGCAAGACUGGUCAACCCAGAUAAAGACUUACUCCUGGGACAAUGCACAAGUCAUCCUGGCUGGAAAUAAGUGUGAUAUGGAGGAGGAGAGAGUCGUGUCCGUGGAGAGUGGCAGACUGCUGGCUGAACAGCUCGGCUUCGAGUUCUUCGAGACAAGUGCCAAGGAUAACAUCAAUGUGAAGCAAACAUUCGAGCGCCUUGUUGAUAUCAUCUGUGACAAAAUGUCCGAGAGCCUAGAGACUGAUCCUGCGGUUACCACGGGAACGCAGGGCAACGCUAGGCUAACAGACAACCCUCCGCCAUUACAGCAAUCCAACUGUGCAUGUUAGUGCAUCAGAGUCAUGUGUGUGU
Neoarius graeffei (lesser salmon catfish) is the source of this 694-nucleotide messenger RNA. Its product is annotated as ras-related protein Rab-3C-like. The record is from RefSeq and is a predicted model, not a curated record. Bases 1 to 672 code for a protein of 223 amino acids. Gene Ontology annotation, biological process: regulation of exocytosis; protein localization to plasma membrane; protein secretion. Gene Ontology annotation, molecular function: GTPase activity; GTP binding. The transcript has 5 exons. Lineage: Eukaryota; Metazoa; Chordata; Actinopteri; Siluriformes; Ariidae. Gene Ontology annotation, cellular component: endosome; plasma membrane; synaptic vesicle.